Messenger RNA from Gymnodraco acuticeps, 1439 nucleotides. RefSeq names its product DCN1, defective in cullin neddylation 1, domain containing 1 (S. cerevisiae) (gene dcun1d1). The transcript is spliced from 7 exons. Gene Ontology annotation, molecular function: ubiquitin-like protein binding; cullin family protein binding; ubiquitin conjugating enzyme binding. Gene Ontology annotation, cellular component: ubiquitin ligase complex. Bases 105 to 878 code for a protein of 257 amino acids. NCBI's taxonomy places the organism in Eukaryota, Metazoa, Chordata, Actinopteri, Perciformes, Bathydraconidae. Gene Ontology annotation, biological process: protein neddylation; positive regulation of ubiquitin-protein transferase activity. The record is from RefSeq and is a predicted model, not a curated record.
UAAUUAAUGAUGGUUCAACCGGAAGAGCUUUUUAUGCGACUUGUAAAAACUUUACACGCGUUAGCCAGCUGGAUGGGCGGAAAGGGAGUCGGGCAAAGACAAACAUGAACAAGUUGAAGUCCUCACAGAAGGAUAAAGUUCGCCAGUUCAUGAUUUUCACACAAUCCAAUGAGAAGACUGCACUGACCUGCCUGUCACAGAAUGACUGGAAACUAGAUGUUGCCACUGACAAGUUUUUCCAAAGUCCAGAGCUCUAUGUAUCAAAUCUCAAGGGGGCCUUAGACAAGAAGAAGCUCGAUCAGCUGUACAACAGAUAUAGAGAUCCCCAUGAUGACAAUAAGAUCGGCAUUGAUGGGAUCCAGCAGUUCUGUGACGACCUGGCUCUGGACCCAGCCAGCAUCAGUGUCCUCCUCAUAGCCUGGAAGUUCAGGGCAGCAACACAGUGCGAGUUUUCAAAACAGGAAUUCAUGGAGGGCAUGGCUGAACAGGGGUGUGACACCAUAGAGAAGCUAAAAGCUCAGCUGCCAAAGAUGGAUCAAGAGUUGAAGGACCAAGGGAAAUUUAAGGACUUUUACCAGUUUACAUUUAAUUUUGCAAAGAAUCCUGGCCAGAAAGGAUUAGAUUUAGAAAUGGCAAUUGCAUAUUGGAAUUUAGUACUGGCUGGAAGAUUCAAGUUCCUGGACUUGUGGAACAGAUUUUUAGUUGAGCACCACAAACGAUCAAUUCCUAAGGACACUUGGAACCUCUUACUAGACUUCAGCACAAUGAUCACAGAUGACAUGUCGAAUUAUGACGAGGAAGGCGCUUGGCCCGUCCUUAUUGACGACUUUGUGGAGUUUGCACGACCACACAUCGGGACCAAAAGCACGGCAGUUUAAGGACCGCUCUCACUAAAAGGAUGUGAAGUUUCUAACAAAUCAAACCCGCAGCUAACGGAGGACAAGGGGACCGCACUGAGCUGAGAACUAUGUUGCCUUUUCAACCCUCAGGACUGAAAUAUUUUACACAGCAGAGACUUUAUACAUGUGUGUGUGUAUUUACAUAUAUAAAAAAGGCAUAUCUCUUUGUUGGUCAACUUGUGGUGGUUUGAAACUUUUAUCUAAAGUAUUCGGCUUUUUGUGUGCGCUCAAGCCAACUAGAGAGGAGUCCCCAUCAUGGCCUCCCCCCUGGUCCAUGGAUGUUUGGGGGUCCGCUCUACAGCAGGUAGAAAGACCCACUUUUGAAUUGUAAUCUAAAACACGAGGGUUCUCGAGGGGAUGUCGUUCUUUAAAUAUUGAAUUUUAAUACUCUUGUGUGCAUUCCUGAUUUUGUUUUAUGGAUACAUUUGUUGCGACAAGUCAGUAUAAAACAUUGAUUGUAAUUUUUUUAAGCAUAAUGCUGUUUUGUUUAAACACAAAUGUAUAAAGAUAAAAUAAAUGUUUCAAUUUGGUAUCUUUAAA